This is a messenger RNA of Echinops telfairi (small Madagascar hedgehog), 2820 nucleotides long. It is a transcript of the gene RASA4B, whose product is annotated as RAS p21 protein activator 4B. The record is from RefSeq and is a predicted model, not a curated record. Gene Ontology annotation, molecular function: phospholipid binding; GTPase activator activity. NCBI's taxonomy places the organism in Eukaryota, Metazoa, Chordata, Mammalia, Afrosoricida, Tenrecidae. Gene Ontology annotation, biological process: cellular response to calcium ion; regulation of GTPase activity; intracellular signal transduction. The transcript has 21 exons. The coding region runs from base 1 to 2394 and encodes 797 amino acids.
AUGGCCAAGCGCAGCUCGCUGUCCAUCCGCAUCGUGGAGGGGAAGAACCUGCCCGCCAAGGACAUCACGGGCAGCAGUGACCCCUACUGCAUCGUGAAGGUGGACAACGAGCCCAUCAUCAGGACAGCCACCGUGUGGAAGACCCUGUGUCCCUUCUGGGGCGAGGAGUAUCAAGUCCACCUGCCGCCCACCUUCCACUCCGUGGCCUUCUAUGUCAUGGAUGAGGACGCCCUCAGCCGAGAUGACGUUAUAGGGAAGGUCUGCCUGACUCGAGACACCCUGGCCGCCCACCCUAAGGGUUUCAGCGGGUGGGCCCACCUGACGGAGGUCGACCCUAAUGAGGAGGUGCAGGGUGAGAUUCAUCUGCGACUGGAAGUGGUCCCCGGGCCCGGGGGCCCCCGACUACGCUGCUCUGUGCUGGAGGCCAGGGACCUCGCCCCAAAGGAUCGGAAUGGCGCCUCGGACCCCUUCGUCCGAGUGCACUACAACGGUCGGACACAGGUGACCUCGAUCGUGAAGAAAUCUUGCUACCCGCGCUGGAACGAGGCGUUCGAGUUUGAGCUGGAGGAAGGGGCCGUAGAAGAACUCAGCGUGGAAGCCUGGGAUUGGGACUUUGUCAGCCGUAAUGACUUCCUGGGCAAAGUGGUGUUCAAUGUUCCCCGCCUGUGGGCGGCCGGGCAGGAGGAGGGCUGGUUCCGGCUGCAGCCUGACAAGAUCAGGAGUCACCUGGACGAGGGCAACCUGGGCUCCUUGCAGCUGGAGGUGUGGCUGCGGGAUGAAACUGUGCUGCCCUCCGGCUGCUACCAGCCCCUGGUGCAGCUGCUGUGCCGGGAGGUGAAGCCACUCACUCAGGGCCCAGGGCAGCUGAUCACACUUGUGGAAGAAACCACCAGCACUGCGUGCCGCCAGGAGGUGGCCACCAACCUGCUCAAGCUCUUCCUGGGCCAGGGGCUGGCUAAGGACUUCCUGGACCUGCUCUUCCAGCUGGAGCUGGGGCGCACCAGCGAGGCCAACACCUUGUUCCGGAGCAACUCUCUGGCCUCAAAGUCCAUGGAGUGUUUUCUGAAGGUGGCAGGGAUGCAGUAUCUGCACAAUAUUCUGGGCCCCAUCGUUGAUCGGGUGUUUGAGGAGAAGAAGUACGUGGAGAUGGACCCCAGCAAAGUGGAGGUCAAGGAUGUGGGGUGCUCCGGGCUGCACCGGCCACAGACCGAAGCCGAGGUGCUGGAGCAGAGCGCGCAGACGCUGCGCUCUCACCUGGGGGCGCUGCUGAGCGCGCUCUGUCGCUCGGUACGCGCCUGCCCCGCCGUGGUCCGCGCCACCUUCCGCCAGCUCUUUCGGCGCGUGCGCGAGCGCUUCCCCAGCGCCCAGCACGAGAACGUCCCUUUCAUCGCCGUCACCAGCUUCCUGUGCCUGCGCUUCUUCUCUCCCGCCAUCAUGGCACCCAAGCUCUUCCACCUGCGGGAGCGGCACGCAGACGCCCGCACCAGCCGGACCCUGCUCCUGUUGGCCAAGGCGGUGCAGAACGUGGGCAACAUGGACACACCAGUGUCCAGGGCCAAGGAAGCCUGGAUGGAGCCCCUGCAGCCCACUGUGCGCCAGGGGGUGGCCCAGCUGAAAGACUUCAUCGCCAAAUUGGUGGACAUCGAAGAAAAAGAAGAGUUGGACCUGCAGCGGGCGCUGAGCUUGCAGGCCCCGCCUGUGAAAGAGGGACCGCUCUUCAUCCACAGGACCAAGGGCAAGGGCCCCCUUGUGUCCUCCUCCUUCAAGAAGCUCCACUUCUCCCUCACCACCGAGGCCCUCAACUUCGCCAAGACGCCCAGCUCCAAGAAAAGCGCCCUCCUCAAGCUGGCCAGCAUCCGGGCGGCGGAGAAGGUGGAGGAGAAGAGCUUCGGCAGCUCGCACGUCAUGCAGGUGAUCUACACGGACGACGCCGGCCAGCUGCAGACCACCUACCUGCAGUGCAAGAGCGUGAACGAGCUGAACCAGUGGCUGUCUGCGCUGCGGAAAGUGAGCAUCAACAACCCGGGCCUGCUGGGCUCCUACCAUCCCGGCGUCUUCCGUGGGGACAAGUGGAGCUGCUGCCACCAGAAGAACAAGACAGUUCUGGGUUGUGAUAAAACCCGGUCACGGGUGACCCUGCAGGAGUGGAAUGACCCUCUCGACCAUGACCUGGAGGCCCAGCUCAUCUACCAGCAUCUGCUGGACGUGGAGGACACGCUUCGGGAGAAGCACCAGGCGCUGAAGGGCACCCUGGAGACGGGCACUGACCCAGCCCCCAGGGACAGCCUGGCCCAGCUGUUCCAGGUGCUGCGGGACCUCCAGCAGGCCCAUAGCUCCAGCCUGGCCGCUGCCCCAUCGUCUGCGCACAGACGCCUCCUGGAGCUGCAGGCGUGAGGCUCGAGGCCCGAGGCUCCCUCUGCAAGCCCCUGCCAGGUGCUGGGAGACCCUGUGGACUCUCAACCCUUCACCCAGCCCCCUCCCUCAGUGCUUCCACUGGGGGUGGUGGGGGGUGAGGGUCAGAGUCCCAAGUGGACAAGGUUCUGUGACCUGCUGUCACCACCUCCUGAUCUCAGACUUGCUGCUCUUCCUACUUCCUGUCGCUGCCAGGCUCCUCUCCUGCUCCAGCAGGGACAGCCCGGGGCAGGGUGGUGGGGCACACUCUGUGGGCCCAGUAGUGGAGGGUGUGCACUCCCCCUGCAUACCACACUCCCGUUCAUGGGGCCCGGGAAACCAGUCUCCAGUCUCAGUGGCCCCCUCACUCCUGGCUGCCACCCACCCACCCAGGGGUGCCCUGGCCACAAUAAACCUGCUGUCACUGCC